AAUUAUGUCACAGUAACAGAGCACGAACUAUCCACCAUCCACAGACAGAGAAGACAGACAUGCGCCAACUAUCUGAGCAUUUCAAUGGGACAUCGACAACAAUCAUUUAAUAUCUGGAUCGAAAGUACCGCUUUGUAUUUAUCACGGAUUCUCGGUCAUCCCAUGUUUGGCCGUUACCUGAGCACAGUGGGCUUUCCGCCAGCUCAGACUGUUUACUGCCACUGGAGACACUGGUAUCAGCCUGGUCGUUUAUGGUUGACGCCUCCAUCCCACCUGCAGCAUCCCUCGUCCUCCUUCAGCACUGUCAGACACCCCUCCAGUAGGCCCCCGAGACCUCCAAAUCCGUACAGCUGGAGCUCCUGGACGAAAACUGGAAUACUGCCACAUACUCAACCCAGAAGAGACCUUCAGCUUUCUGCAGGUCUAAUGGACCGCUCUAAUAAUGAGCCACCACAGAAAAGAAGGAAGAGCGCAGACGGGAGGCAAACAGGGGAUAGAUCUCAACGCUCGACCGAGCGAUCACCUCCAAAGGGCAGCAGGAGUCUAAAAGGAAGUCCAGAAUGGCUACGCAAUGUAACCGGCACUCCGGUUCCUCCUGGAAAAUUUCUGUCAAGCCCAAAUAAGACUCUAGCCCAACCAGAAUUGAAGAGGCACUGGGAGGAUCUUUCUCGCCUCUGUAAUGCUGCACCAUCUGUGAAUGGAAUUAAAAGGCCAUUUGACUUUUCUGUGAUGUCCUACAAUAUCCUCUCACAAGAUCUGCUCUGCGAUAACACAUACCUUUAUAGACACUGUCAUCCUCCAGCUCUGGAUUGGCACCAUAGGUAUUCUAACAUCAUCAAAGAGCUUGAAAAGCACAGUGCUGAUAUAAUGUGCCUGCAGGAGGUGCAAGAGGACCACUAUAAGCAACAAAUUAAACCCUCGCUAGAAUCUUUAGGCUACCAUUGUGAGUACAAACGGAGGACGGGACUGAAGCCUGACGGAUGCGCGGUGGUCUUCAAACGCGAGCGCUUCUCUUUGGUCUCCUGUCACCCUGUGGAGUAUUUCCGACGUGGCAUCCCUCUACUGGACCGUGAUAACGUGGGCCUGAUUGUGCUGCUCCGGCCCGUUGACUCCCAUAGCUCCCUCACCAACAUCUGUGUGGCCAACACACAUUUACUGUACAACCCUAGACGUGGGGACAUUAAACUGGCCCAGCUGGCUAUGCUGCUGGCAGAGAUAAGCCGGGUGGCCCAGUUACCUGACAGCAGCAAAUGUCCCGUGCUGCUCUGUGGAGAUUUUAACUCUGUUCCCUGGUCUCCCUUAUAUCGCUUCAUUAGGGACAGCAGACUGGAAUAUGAUGAUUUACCUAUUGGAAAGGUAGAGAAUCCUUCAGCAUUUCCUCAUUCUGCCAGAGGGGCACAUCUUUUAGAAAUAAUUCUGACUGUGCCAAUUUGGCCCAGAAGCCUGGGCAUCUCUCAGCAGUGCCAGUACGAAAGCCAAACAGCAGGUCACAUUUCACAGGAUCUUUAAAUUCUCAUGUGAUCUGUUUGUAGUGUUACCAAACCCAGCAUUGCGCACUGUUUGAAGCUGACCUCUGCAUACUCCCACUACCUGAAAGAGAGCGGUCACCCUGAGAUCACCACGUGCCACUCACGGACGGCCAUAACCGUCGAUUACAUCUUCUACUCUGCAGCUCUGGGGGAUACGAUGGCUCAAACAGAAUGCAGUGUGCCACCAGACAAGGGUCUGCAGCUGCUGGGCAGGUUAUCCCUGGUGGGGGAAGAUGAACUCCAGAAGGUUAACGGUCUUCCCAACCAGCACAACUCCUCUGACCACCUGCCGCUUUUGACAUGUUUCCGUCUGCACCCUCGAGUUGAUGGAUGAUGGAACAAAAGUGUUUAGGAGUAUCAUAAAGCCUUUAAUAUGUUUGUAGGCAGAGAAGGAUCAUUUUUCUAACAAACUUGGGUAAAAAAGUUUGCAUAUUUGUUUUACACCAACAAAAAUGACUCUUGAUUACCUUAAAACAGUGGAUAACAAACUUGCAGCAAAAGUGGAAUUUGGAAGUUCUUGAUAACUGAUUUACCCAGUGCAUUACAGGAAGGUAACACACACACUGUAAUCAAUAAAUUGUUUUAUUGGGAUGUUUUAUUAAAAAAUAAGGCAGCUUUGAGUCAUUUAAAGAUGCAAUUUUUUUUCAAGGUUUUAAGAGGCAAUUAUUUAAGACUUGGAUCAUUUUAAAGAUUAUAAGAAGGUGAAAAAAAAUAAAUGUUUUUUAUCUUCAAA
Puntigrus tetrazona (Sumatra barb) is the source of this 2262-nucleotide messenger RNA. RefSeq names its product angel homolog 2 (Drosophila) (gene angel2). The transcript is spliced from 8 exons. NCBI's taxonomy places the organism in Eukaryota, Metazoa, Chordata, Actinopteri, Cypriniformes, Cyprinidae. Gene Ontology annotation, molecular function: 3'-5'-RNA exonuclease activity; mRNA 3'-UTR binding. Gene Ontology annotation, biological process: 3'-UTR-mediated mRNA stabilization. The record is from RefSeq and is a predicted model, not a curated record.